UUUCCAAACAUAAACAUAAACAACUCAACAACAUGAUAACCAAAAAAAAAAGUAAGGUUAAGAUAAAAUUAUCUUAAACAAACUUUGAAUUCUAAUCUAUAUAAAAGUUUAUUCAUCCCUCUGCCGUGCCUAUUAAAAUGGGGUUAACAUCAAGGCAAAAAUUGAAGUCCCUGGUAAAAUUAUGUGUAGGAGCAACUGUGAUGUAUUCAGGAAUUUCCCUGGCAAAAGGAGAUGAGCACUUUUAUAAGGACUAUUUGAUGCCUUUGGUCCAUUUACUUGAUCCAGAGCAGGCUCACAAAUUAGCAGUUUUUACUAGUAAACAUAGGCUUCUGCCAAAAAGCCAGUUUACAGAUCCAGAAAUCUUGAAAAUAUCCUUCUUUGGAAAAGAAUUUUCAAACCCGAUAGGUAUUGCAGCAGGUUUUGAUAAAGACGGCAGUGCAAUAAUAGGCCUAAGAGACAUGGGUUUCGGAUUCGUUGAAAUUGGUUCAGUUACGCCAUUGCCACAACCUGGAAAUGAAAAACCAAGAGUUUUUAGACUUCCAGAAGAUAUGGCAAUUAUAAACAGAUAUGGCUUUAACAGUGAAGGGCAUGCUACUGUUUUAGAGCGGGUACAAAAAGCCCGUAAUAAUCCAGACGUCCCCAUCAUAGGAGUAAAUUUAGGCAAAAAUAAGACCUCAGAAGAUGCUGUUAAAGAUUAUGUGGAGGGCAUUAAAAUCUUUGGUGAAGUCUCUGACUAUUUAGUGGUUAAUGUUAGCAGCCCAAACACCCCGAAUUUGCGAGCAUUACAAAACAAGGAAAACUUAAGACAAUUACUUCAGGCAGUUGUCGCUGCCAAAAAUUCAUUACAAGUACAGCCAAAACCGCCUCUUUUUCUGAAAUUAGCUCCCGACUUGAGCUUUGAGGAGAAAAAGGAUAUCGCUGAGAUAAUUAAACGAAAAGAUUGCCAAGUAGAUGGUCUUAUAGUUUGUAAUACAACCAUAGAAAGACCAUCGUUAAAAAGCAUCCAUAAAAACGAAUCAGGAGGUCUCAGUGGGGCCCCGUUAAAAGACACGUCCACGCAAAUGAUUAAAGAAAUGAGCAAACUGACUAAUGGGGCCUUUAUAAUUGGUGUGGGUGGUGUUUCAACUGGUAAAGAUGCUUAUGAAAAAAUUAGGGCGGGAGCCAGUUUGGUUCAAAUUUAUUCGGCCUUAAUUUACGGUGGUCCGCCCUUGGUAGCAAAAAUAAAAAAAGAAUUGGCCGAGCUGGUGGAAAAAGAUGGGUUUAAGAGUGUUGGUGAAGCUGUUGGUAUAGAUGUUUGAUUUUUUUCAAUUAUUUUUUUUUGUUAUGGUUAAAAUAGGUAUUAAGAUAUCUGUAAAAUGUUUCACAAAGUUUAUUAAAGUUUUAAAAAUAAUAA
Anthonomus grandis grandis is the source of this 1393-nucleotide messenger RNA. RefSeq names its product dihydroorotate dehydrogenase (quinone), mitochondrial (gene Dhod). Lineage: Eukaryota; Metazoa; Arthropoda; Insecta; Coleoptera; Curculionidae. Gene Ontology annotation, molecular function: dihydroorotate dehydrogenase activity. The transcript is spliced from 7 exons. The coding region runs from base 138 to 1298 and encodes 386 amino acids. The record is from RefSeq and is a predicted model, not a curated record. Gene Ontology annotation, biological process: 'de novo' pyrimidine nucleobase biosynthetic process; pyrimidine ribonucleotide biosynthetic process. Gene Ontology annotation, cellular component: mitochondrial inner membrane; cytoplasm.